UUGGCUGUAGAUACUUUUACGACGUUUCUUUGUUGCAUUAAAUGCCACCUUAUCUCACAACAUUGGAGCUGGACGAUUUGUUGUAGCCUAUUAUUAAUUGUAGGCCUAUUUAUUAGCCUAUUUUAUAUAAAAUUAUUAGUUUUACUUUGGAAAAUUCACACAGAGGCCUGAAUGCACACACUUGCACACCUCCUGGUCUCAUUUCAAAGGUCAGAGGCACAUUCUUUGCAGGGGAUGCUGGUGUGGACGGGUUGAUCCACUAAUCGCAGGUAUUGUGGCUGGAGGAAGAAGCAAGGGCCGCAGAGAAGUAAUCAUCGGUCGUAGUCAGACCGUAGUCAGAAAUCGGUACUAUUUCGUUGUGUAAAACAUUAUUUACUCACUGUAAAUAUCUGUUGAGGCAGCUUUUUUGAAAGUGGGCUAUGUGCAUGGAGUGAAAGCCCUGCAGUUUUUUUUUUUUCGUGAUUUCAUCCAUCAGCAGCAUCGUGCGCGUCGGUGCGCCUCACUGACCCACAGUCGUCUCAUCUCUGUCGGAUCAUGUGGAUUAUUUGGGUGUUUAUUCUGGCAGCGGCGGGUCCUUAUAGGAGCUGGGGAUGUCAGCUGCCCCGCGACUGGAGACCGCAGACAGAAGCGUGCCGUGCCGAGCUAGCGGAGAUCAUAGUCUUUGCCAAGGUGUUGGCACUGCACAAGGAGUCUUACAAUGUGUAUAACGACCUGCCGUCCGACACCGAGCUGCUUUUCUCCGCCGAGAUUGAGCUGCUGUGCGACCAGGCGUGGGGCAGCAUGCUGGAGGUCCCCGCCGGCUCCAGGUUCAAUGUCACCGGCCUGGGCUACUUCACCUGCUUCUCCUACAGUGUCACCAAAAACAACAACUACUACUUCUUUCUAAGGAUGGAUGAGAACUACAACAUUAUCCCUCAUGGAGUGAACUUCCAGGACCCCAUCUUCCCCGACACUGCAGAUAACCACCGCAUGUUUGCCAGCCUUUUCCAAUUUGCCAACUGCACGUCUGGUACCCAGGUUCACAGCUACGCCCCGGAGUGGGAGGCUCAGGAGGACAGUAGGUUGUUGUGCUCUGCGGUGCAGAAGGCUCUGUUUGAGGAAGAGGAGAGGGUCUGGACUCUCUCCCAGAAGGUGCGCUCCCUGGAGAAAGCCAACGACCACCUGAGGGAAAAGGUGAAGACCAUGAAACGUCUGCUACGCCAGGCCCAACGAGAAACAACAAAGGAGCAGCAGAUCCUUAGCCUCAAACAGCUCUACGAGUCAAAGACGGCCCAAACUCACCCCGAUCAGGACACUACCCAGGACCGGAGGAUCCAGCCACUAAAAAAGGCCCUCUCCAAGAAGUUAAAAAACUAGAGUACAAACAGUGGUGAUCAAUUUAGAGUAACACCAUAGACCUUAAUUGUAAUUUCAUUACAUUCUCCAUGUCUUCAACUUAAUUACAGUAAUAAGCUUACUUCAAAAGGAACAUACCAAGUUUCAAGAAACAUCACCUGCACAACCAAAUUUGGCCAUUUUAUUUGUCCAGUUUUAUUUCCUGGUAAAAUUGAAUUGUGCCAUUGAGACUGUCACCUAUAAAGAGAGCACAUCUACUAUUUACAUCCUUAUCCGUAUACUAAGUACUCUGUGUGUGUGUGUGUGUGUGUGUGUGUGUGUGUGUGUGUGUGUGUGUGUGUGUGUGUGUGUGUGUGUGUGUGUGUGUGUGAUUAACUGCCUCUGAGAUAAAUGAUUUAAAUAGUUUCACAGGAGUAAGAAAUCUUCAUCUAAAUCUCCUCAACUCUUAUUUCGCCCUAUUAGUCCAAUAUGAUAGUUCUGUCUGAAUAACUGUUCAGACAGAACCAACUUUUACCUUUGUCUUUUAUUAGUUUAAUUCAGUGGCAGCACAAACAUUUUCAAAACAUCGGACCGAGCUCUGAGCUGGCUGAUGCACUGUUGAACAAUGUGAGGACAAUGUUAAAGCAUUGAAAAUUGAAUAUGUUGUUUCUUUCUGUGCUGGACACAUUAUGCAUUGUAUAAAUAUUAGAAUUAGUUUCUCCCUCAUCAGGAAUACUAUCAUCAAAAUGCUCCAAAUCAACCAUCUUUUAAUGGUCCAUACUUGGACAAGGUGAUAUGAACAUGUCAAUGUCUUUCUCAUAAUGCUCCGACUGUGUAUGUGAGCGUAUAGUUACAGAGAAGCAGUUGUGUCAAAGUUUAAAAAGCUGCAAGACCUUACAUUAUGUCACAUCAUACUUUUCUACCUUUGCCUGCUUUUCAUUUACUUGCAUAAUUUAUACCCAAGAAACUAUCCCAAAGUGUAUGAUUCUUUAAAUUCAGUGAAUUGUUUCCCAAGAGUGCCUUUUUUUCCCAAGUUCUUCCUUUAUGCAAGUCUGUUCAUACACAUUGUAUUGAAUAAAAGUGUAUUUUUUUGUAUUUGAAAACAGAGUGCUGAGCACUCAUUAAAUCCAGCCAGUGAGCCUGGCGUGGUACAGGAUUGGCUUUUUCUGUGUCAGAAAUGAAAGUUUUGCAUUUAUUAUAAUUUCUGUAUUUGCUUCUAUUAUGAUUUUGCUUCCUCUAAACUAUAAACAUAUGGUUUGCUUUGCCAAUAGCAUAAUGUGUGUAACACAUGUAUUGUAGUUUUUUUUUUUUCAUAAAUAAAUGGACUUUUACAAAACUU
Molecule: messenger RNA, 2653 nt
Organism: Sander lucioperca (pikeperch)
Lineage: Eukaryota; Metazoa; Chordata; Actinopteri; Perciformes; Percidae
Gene: ccdc3b
Product: coiled-coil domain containing 3b
Exons: 4
Coding region: 535-1356 (273 amino acids)
Biological process (GO): negative regulation of gene expression
Cellular component (GO): extracellular region
Source: RefSeq, a predicted model, not a curated record